Molecule: messenger RNA, 2025 nt
Organism: Chelonoidis abingdonii (Abingdon island giant tortoise)
Lineage: Eukaryota; Metazoa; Chordata; Testudines; Testudinidae
Product: tubby protein homolog
Biological process (GO): protein localization to cilium
Cellular component (GO): cilium
Source: RefSeq, a predicted model, not a curated record
GCCAUAGACCCAGCCCCCUGUCCCAUCCCAGAGUCAGCCACAUCCCAGCACUGGACGAGGGGUCCCACAUAGACCCAGCCCCCACGCCCCAUCCCAGCGCUGCAUGGCCGGGGUACGUCUGGGGGCUCCUUUGACGUCACAAACCCUGGCGUCGUGGCGAUCGGAACCCCCCCACACACACCGUGGCCACCCCUGGGCCUGGCGAAGGCAGGGUCUGCUGGGGUGGCCCCUGGGUGCGUGGCCGGCGGCGGGAUGGCGUGGAGCUCCUACCGGCGCCUGCCCUCCCGCCCUGCCUCGCCGCCCGACACCUCCGGCUCCUUCUCUUCCAGCAGCCUGGGUGAGGAGCCGGCGUCCCUGCGGCAGCAGAAGCUGGAGCUGCAGCGCCGCAUCUUUGAGAAGAAGCAGCGUCGGAAGCGCCAGGAGCCGCUCAUGGUCCAGGCCAACCCCGACGCCAAGAUGACGGGCCGCCGGGGCCGCCGGCCCGAGGAGCGCAUCCCCCUGAUGGAGUCCUGCAGUGACCACAGCCUCUGCAAUGGAACCAGCAACCCCUUCCUGGUGGAGUCGGUCCCGGAGGCCCAUCGCCCCACUGACGCCUGGGGCAGCUCCGUACACCUGGACAGGGGCCCCCGAGCCGGGGGGGAGGCCGCAGGUGCCUCCGAUGCGGAGCUGGAAGAGGCCGUCCUGGAGGACACACGACCCGUUAACAAGGCCACGGUGGCGCCCAGCUCCACGCGCAAGGGCUGGCCGGCCCGGCGAAGCUGGGCUGGCCACGCUGACGCCCGACGCACCCGGAGCUCGAAGCCAAAGGUGCCAUCGCCUGCACGAGGGGAGCGAGUCCCCUCUGUCAUUGUGGAGUUCAGAGACCCUCAGGACAGCAGCGAUGGGGACACCCCCCCGGAGGCCGGUGCUGCAGGCUGGGAGUCAACCCAGGAGGGAGACUCGGAGGGGGAGAGGCAAUCACCCCAGGACCCCCCCGUACCCCCUUCCCCCCUCAGGAGAAGACAGGACAGGAAGCUCCCCAGCAGAGGAUCCCUGGGCAGCCCCCCUGGGAGCGACGAGGACGAGGAAGGAGACUUCAAUAUCCUCUGCAGAUCCCUGGAGCCUGCGCCGGAGGCUGACACCCCCAGCCUGCCGGAGGAGGCGCCAGGGACCCCGCAGCCCCCACGGCCAGAGGAGCUGCAGGGGUUCGUGCUGCGCCCAGCGCCCCCCGGAGUGACCAUCCAGUGCCGCAUCAGCCGGGACCGCAAGGGGGUGGACAAGGGCGUCUUCCCCUUCUACUACCUCCACCUGGAGAGAGACGAUGGGAGGAAGCUGUUUCUCAUGUCUGGCCGGAAGAGAAAGAAAAGCAAAACCUCCAAUUACCUCAUUUCCCUCGACCCCAUCGACCUGUCCCGGGACGGGGACAGCUUCAUCGGGAAAGUCAGGUCUAACGUGCUGGGGACCAGGUUCACGGUGUUCGAUAACGGGACGAAUCCAGAUAAAAAGCCCUUCGUCCCUGAAACGGCUCCGAUCCGGCAGGAGUUGGCGACCAUUUGCUACGAGACCAAUGUGUUGGGGUUCAGGGGACCCCGAAAAAUGACUGUGAUUAUCCCUGGCAUGAACACGGACAAUGAGCGAAUCAGCAUCCGCCCGAAAAAUGUGAGGCUGCUGGGGAACGCUGGCUGGGGCACUGGUGGGUGGAAGCUCGGAGCGCUGGGGAAUCCUAGCCGGGGCACUGCUGCAGGGAAGCUCGCAGCGCUGGGCAAUGCUGGCUAGAGCACUGUUGUGGGGAAGCUCACAUCACCGGGGAACCCUGGCCAUGACACUUCUGUGGGGAAGCUCGCAGCGCCAGGGAACCCCAGCCGGGGCACUGCUGUAGGGAAGCUCGCAGUGCCGGGGAACCCCAGCCAGGGCACUGCUGGAGGGAAGCUCGCAGCGCCAGGGACACCCAGCCGGGGCACUGCUGUGGGGAAGCUUGCAUCACUGGGGAACCCCAGCCAGGGCACUGCUGUGGGGAGGCUCGCAGAGCCAGGAGACCUCAGGUGU